This is a messenger RNA of Scomber japonicus (chub mackerel), 3310 nucleotides long. Its product is annotated as voltage-dependent calcium channel subunit alpha-2/delta-2-like. NCBI's taxonomy places the organism in Eukaryota, Metazoa, Chordata, Actinopteri, Scombriformes, Scombridae. The record is from RefSeq and is a predicted model, not a curated record. Gene Ontology annotation, molecular function: voltage-gated calcium channel activity. The coding region runs from base 1 to 3291 and encodes 1096 amino acids. Gene Ontology annotation, cellular component: voltage-gated calcium channel complex. The transcript has 38 exons.
AUGGCGAUAGGCAGAAGGUCUUGCAGCAUCGUCUGCUUGGUAUCUAUCCAGAUCAUCUUGAUUUUCAGCGCAUCGUGGCCUGGAGCGGAGGGUCUCACAUUCCCCCAGCAAUACACGAUAAUGCACUGGGCCCGGCGUAUCGAGCAGGAGAUUGACACAGUCUUUCAGCACAUCACUGGAGCUCAGCAGUUGAAAGGGAUAUACAAUGAAGAAAGAAGAAGGUUCAGUGUGGUGAGGAAUCAGCCUCGGAAGAUUGUGGAGAAGGUGGCCUCAGAUAUAGAGAAACUUCUGGCUAAGAAGCGCAAAGCCCUUGAUAGGUUAGCCAGUGAAGCAGAGCGGCUGCAGAGAGAGCAUCUAUGGCAGGAUGGGAUAAAGGAGCUAGACAUGGCAUAUUAUGACUCCAAGGCAGAGCUGGAUUAUUAUUCCAUGGAUGGAGAAGGAGAGGUGGAAAAUCCUUCUCACAUCAAGCUGGAGUUUGUUUACGAUCCAAAUUUCAAAAACAAUGUCAACUACUCCUACACGGCUGUUCAGAUUCCCACAGACAUUUAUAAAGGAGCUCCAGUCAUUCUGAAUGAGCUGAACUGGACACAGGCGCUGGAGAAGGUGUUCAUGGAGAACAGUCGGGAGGACCCGUCGCUGCUGUGGCAGGCAUUUGGGAGUGCAACAGGAGUCACCCGCUACUACCCAGCUUCACCUUGGAAAGCUCCAGAUAAAAUUGAUCUGUAUGAUGUCAGGAGGAGGCCCUGGUACAUCCAGGGUGCCUCAUCCCCCAAAGAUAUGGUCAUUCUUGUUGAUGUGAGCGGCAGUGUCAGCGGACUCACCCUGAAACUGAUCAAGGCGUCAGUGAUGGAAAUGCUGGAUACUCUGUCUGAUGAUGAUUAUGUCAACGUGGCUAGGUUUAACGAAAAGGCUGAGGCGGUGGUGCCUUGCUUCAAGCAUCUAGUCCAGGCUAACGUGCGCAACAAAAAGAUCUUCAAAGAUGCAGUGCAGCAGAUGCAGGCUAAAGGCACCACUGACUACAAAUCUGGAUUUCAUUUUGCCUUCAACCAACUGUUAAAUAAGACAAAUGUCCCACGAGCCAACUGCAACAAAAUAAUCAUGCUGUUCACUGAUGGAGGAGAGGACAGAGCUCAGGAUGUCUUCAUGCAAUACAACUGGCCCAACAAAACGGUUCGAGUAUUCACCUUUUCUGUGGGUCAACACAACUAUGAUGUCACACCCUUACAGUGGAUUGCAUGCACGAAUAAAGGUUACUAUUUUGAGAUCCGUUCCAUCUGUGCUAUAAGGAUUAACACCCAGGAGUACCUAGAUGUGCUGGGGCGCCCCAUGGUUUUGGCAGGCAGUGAUGCUAAGCAGGUCCAGUGGACCAAUGUGUAUCAGGAUGCUUUGGGUCUCGGCAUGGUAGUAACUGGGACUUUGCCUGUAUUUAAUCUGACCAUGGAUGGAAACUCACAGAAUCAGCUGAUAUUAGGUGUCAUGGGAGUUGACGUGCAUCUUGAUGAGAUAAAGCGACUCACACCACGUUACAAUCUCGGAGCCAACGGCUACAUAUUUGCUAUUGAUCCAAAUGGAUAUCUUCUUCUUCACCCUAAUCUUCAGCCAAAGUUGGUGAACCUACCUGAGCCUGUGACGCUGGACUUCCUGGAUGCAGAGGUGGAGGACAGCAAUAAAGAGGAGAUCCGGCGACAGAUGAUUGAUGGAAGACCAGGAGACAUGCAGAUUAAAACUCUUAUCAAGUCAAUUGAUGAGCAAUACAUUGACGAGGUGCACAGGGGUUACACCUGGACUCCUAUCAAUGGUACAGAUUACAGUCUCGGUUUGGUAUUACCGCCCUACAAUGAGUACUACAUCCAGGCAGACCUAAGUGAUGUGAUGCUGCAGCUCCAGUAUAUGCAGUCGUUGCUGCCCAGCUCUUUUGAAUCAUCAGGACAUGUGUUUCUAGCUCCUAGGGAAUACUGCAAGCGUCUUCAUCUUUCUGACAACAACACGCAGUUUUUGCAGAACUUCCUCUCUCUCAUGUUGGACAUUUCCCCAGAGUCUGAUGAGUGUGACCAAGGCCUCAUCCAUAACCUGAUUUUGGAUUCUCGGAUUAUUGGGCAGCUGGCCUCACGUGUAUGGAAGAACAAGGACCUCAAUUCGUAUGGCUUCCUGGCUGUUUUUGCGUCCACAGAUGGAGGAAUAACAAGAGUUUUUCCCAACUUGGCUUCUGAGUUAUGGGAUGAAGAUCCUGAGCCCUUCAAUUCCAAUUACUACAGACGGAGCCUCGACCACAAAGGUUACAUGUUCAGAGCUCCAUCCAGAGGCUCCAUGGACGACCCUGCAGUUGCAGAAAAUGGCACAGUCGGAAUUGUGGUUAGUUCAGCUAUAGAGGUUAAUUUAGGAGGCAAACUUCUCAAACCUGCAGUGGUUGGAGUAAAGCUGGACUUGGAAGCGUGGGUGGACAAGUUUAAGAUCCUGGCUAGCAACGUGUCAGACAAUCGACAGGGCUCACACAAGUGUGGCCCAUCCAGGAGUUGUGAGAUGGAUUGUGAAGUCAACACUGAUGAUCUCCUCUGCUAUCUCAUAGAUGAUGGUGGGUUCCUGGUUAUGUCCAAUCAGAGGGAUCAUUGGAAAAAGAUCGGCCUUUUCUUUGGCGACGUGGAUCCUUACCUAAUGCAUGCACUCUACAACAACUCUAUCUUCACUCGGCGUCAGUCUUUCCACUACCAGUCUGCAUGUGAACCGGUCAGCAGCAGCCACACCGGUGCAGCACCAAGAGGCAUCUUUGUGCCGUCCAUCGCUGACAUCCUCAGCUUGGCCUGGUGGACAUCCACACUGGCAUGGUCUGUGAUGCAGCAGCUACUGUACGGACUGGCAUACAACAGCUGGCUCUACCGAGACGAUGUUCUGGUGGAGGGUUUUGAGACAAAGGAGAGCAGCUGUGUGACCAUCCAAAGCCAGUUCUACUUUACAAACACCACCAACUCGUACAACGUGCUGCAGGACUGUGGAAACUGCUCACGGCUGUUCCAUGCAAAGCGGAUUGAAAACACCAACCUCCUCUUUGUGGUGGCUGAGACACUCCCCUGCAGCUCCUGUGAGAUAGAGAGACUGACCCAGGUCAGGACAGAGUUCCAGGAGGAGAAUCCAUGUGAGGUACUGAGCAACGCACGGUAUCGCAAAGGCCCAGCUUCCUGUUUUGACUACAGUGCCUUAGAAAACACAUCAGAGUGUGGACGCGGUCAUUCUCUGCAGUCGUCCAUAGGAGUCCUUCUCUUCAUUCAGCUUCUUCUGCCUGUUUUUCAUCUCUGACACGUGCAAACACUCUAAC